AUGGGAUGUUCACAUUCCGUACGAGUAGCAAUCAAACCUGGUAGCUCAGAUACAGGAACAAAAUUUGUCACUGAUAAACAGCGGACUAUUAUCAAAAACACUUGGAAAAAGAUGUGUAACAAUAUAACAGGCCAUGGAAUAAAGGUCUUUCUUCGAAUAUUUCAACUUCAUCCGAAUGUCAAACAGUUGUUCCCUUGCAGGGACAAGGAAGGGGACGACCUGCUACGAGAUCAAAAUUUCAAGGGACAUGCCUCCAGAUUCAUGCAAGCUGUAGGAGCGGCUGUGGACAACAUUGACCAUAUAGAAGAGGUUUUAACGCCACUUCUUCUCGGCCUCGGACGGCAACAUAUCAACUUUACUGGAUUCAAGAACGAGUACUUUGACGUUUUUACCGAGGCAAUGAUGUAUACGUGGCACGAGGAACUACAGGACAAGUUUACAGACGAGACGAGUAUUGCCUGGGCAACAAUAUUUGCAUUCAUUAUGAGAAAACUCAAAGAAGGGCACGCUGAAGCCUUAGAUAAUAGAGGUAUGGCAGAACAUUACAUGGAAAUCUGA
Molecule: messenger RNA, 558 nt
Organism: Ylistrum balloti
Lineage: Eukaryota; Metazoa; Mollusca; Bivalvia; Pectinida; Pectinidae
Product: neuroglobin-like
Exons: 1
Coding region: 1-558 (185 amino acids)
Molecular function (GO): oxygen binding; heme binding
Source: RefSeq, a predicted model, not a curated record